This is a messenger RNA of Gossypium raimondii (Peruvian cotton), 1572 nucleotides long. RefSeq names its product vacuole membrane protein KMS1. NCBI's taxonomy places the organism in Eukaryota, Viridiplantae, Streptophyta, Magnoliopsida, Malvales, Malvaceae. Bases 150 to 1376 code for a protein of 408 amino acids. Gene Ontology annotation, cellular component: endoplasmic reticulum; endomembrane system; membrane. The record is from RefSeq and is a predicted model, not a curated record. The transcript has 7 exons.
GUCAUAUAAUACCUAUUUUAUCCUUUGUAAAUGAAUUAGACGUGGAUAUAGCACUUAUAUGCAUGCAUGCUCAAUAAUAUUAGCUUUAUGUGGAUUUUUUGAAUAAAGAGUGAAUCUUGAGUCAUGGAGUUCUUCAAGAACCAUGGCUAAUGGACUUGUUAAAUUUUGCAGAUCUUCGUAAGAGACAUAGUCAAGAAUUAGAAAAUUUGACAUUGACAACACGGCCUUUUAAAACAUUAAGGCUUUUCAUUCUGGCUAUCUUUGAAUAUUUCAAGCAAUCAAUAUUUUAUCUUUUUGCAACGGGCGGUUGGCUUUUGCUUUUCAACACACUAUUAGCAACUCUUGGAAUUUUGCUUGUGACCAUUGAAGGUCCUCAUGAAAAGCAUGUAGAGGAAGUUUCUCGGUAUGUUCGGUUUGGAUUAUGGUGGAUUGUACUUGGAGUUGCAUCAUCAAUUGGUCUUGGAUCUGGUUUGCACACUUUUGUUCUUUAUUUGGGUCCUCAUAUUGCCUUCUUUACAAUAAAAGCUAUGCAAUGUGGACGAAUAGACCUGAAAAGUGCUCCUUAUGAUACGAUACAAUUGAAGAGCGGUCCUUCAUGGCUGGACAAAUCUUGCGGAGAGUUUGGGCCCCCAUUGUUUUCAUCAUCACAGGGGUCAAGGGUUCCCAUCAGCAGCAUAUUACCUCAGGUGCAAAUGGAAGCUAUCUUAUGGGGUCUUGGGACUGCACUUGGGGAGCUUCCUCCUUACUUCAUCUCAAGGGCAGCUAGUCUAUCAGGCGGCAAAUUUAAUGCUAUGGAAGAAUUGGAUGCUUCCUCAAGUAAGGAUAAUGGAGUCAUAGCUACCCGCCUGAACCAGAUCAAACGUUGGUUGUUAUCCCAUUCCCAACACAUGAACUUCUUCACCAUUUUAGUGCUUGCCUCGGUCCCGAAUCCUUUAUUUGACCUUGCUGGCAUCAUGUGUGGACAAUUUGGGAUUCCGUUUUGGAAGUUCUUUCUUGCAACUUUGGUUGGGAAGGCAAUUAUUAAAACUCACAUACAGACGGUUUUUAUUAUCUCUGUCUGUAAUAAUCAACUUCUGGACUGGAUAGAGAAUGAACUGAUCUGGGUUCUCAGUAGCCUCAUUCCUGGAUUUGAUUCUUACUUGCCCACACUCACAGAAAAACUUCAUGCCGUUAAGGAAAAGUACUUAUCUGCCCCACAUCCUGUCCCUUCAAAUGCCAAGAAGUGGGAUUUUUCAUUUGCUUCGAUCUGGAACACUAUUGUGUGGCUUAUGCUUAUGAACUUCUUUGUGAAGAUUGUCAAUGCGACUGCUCAGGACCAUCUGAAAAGGCAGCAAGAUAAGCAGCUUGCAAAGAAGGUAUCUGCUUCGAGACAUUAAGCUUACGAAUUUAUGAAGCGGGUAUACUGGCAUUCGGUCAUCGUUUUACUUUAUUAUUCGUUUACGGGUAGUAUUAGUUCACUAUAUGUUACUGCUCUUUCAUAAUUUACCAUUAAAGCAAUUCCCCAACAAACCACUGCACUAGGUAGUGCCCUUUUAGAAGCUUUGUAUAAAGAAAAUAGGAACACAGACAAAU